AUUCCCACUGUUUGUCUCAGCCGAACCAAAGCAAAAAAAGUUGACCAACAAAAGUACUUUGACCGAAGAAGCAAAGGAAAACCCUAAUCCCAAUUGUGCUUGGCGGUAUCGCUCUUUCAGUUCAGUUGCAACAAACGAAGUUGAACUUCACCACUCUCUCGCUCUCUGCAAUGGCGAAGAAGAAGGAGAAGAAGGUGAACGUCUCCGGAAAACCGAAGCACUCUCUCGACGUUAAUCGCAGCAAUGACAGCAAGAAGGAGUCGCGCUCCGCCGCCACCGUACGCCGCCUCAAGAUGUACAACACUAGGCCCGUUCGUGACCGCAAGGGAAAAGUCCUCUCCAACGAGUUUCAAUCAAAGGACCUUCCCUCCACGCGAAUCCAACCUGAUCGCCGAUGGUUCGGGAACACUCGGGUUGUGAAUCAGAAAGAGCUCGAGUUCUUCCGAGAAGAGCUGCAGAGCCGCAUGUCGAGUAGCUACAAUGUUAUUCUCAAGGAGAAGAAACUUCCACUGUCACUCCUCAACGAUCACCAGAAGCAAGCCAGGGUUCACCUUCUUGAUAGAGAGCCUUUCCAAGAUGCAUUUGGACCUAAGACUAAAAGAAAGCGUCCCAGCCUCUUGGCGGCUGAUUAUGAGUCCUUAGUUAAGAAAGCUGAUGGUUCUCAAGAGGCUUUUGAACAGAAGUAUGAUUCAGCUGUAUCUGCAGAAACUAGUGAUGGAGAUGGAUUUAGAGAUUUAGUGCGCCAUACCAUGUUUGAAAAGGGUCAAAGUAAACGCAUAUGGGGCGAGCUUUACAAAGUGAUAGAUUCUUCGGAUGUUGUUGUCCAGGUUCUAGAUGCAAGGGACCCACAAGGCACAAGAUGUUACCAUUUAGAGAAGCAUUUGAAGGAAAAUUGCAAGCACAAACACAUGGUGCUUUUAUUGAACAAGUGUGAUCUAGUUCCUGCUUGGGCAACAAAAGGAUGGCUUAGAGUUUUGUCAAAAGAAUUUCCAACUCUAGCAUUCCAUGCAAGCAUUAAUAAGUCCUUUGGAAAAGGUUCACUUCUAUCAGUUCUGAGACAAUUUGCGCGAUUGAAACGCGAUAAGCAAGCAAUAUCUGUUGGAUUUGUUGGAUAUCCAAAUGUUGGGAAGUCAUCAGUAAUCAAUACAUUGAGAACAAAGAAUGUUUGCAAGGUUGCUCCAAUUCCAGGGGAAACAAAAGUCUGGCAGUAUAUAACUCUUACAAAGAGGAUCUUUCUAAUUGAUUGUCCAGGUGUUGUCUACCACAAUAAUGAUUCUGAAACAGAUGUUGUGUUGAAGGGUGUGGUACGUGUAACAAACUUGAAAGAUGCUGCAGACCAUAUAGGUGAGGUUUUGAAACGUGUGAAGAAAGAGCAUUUGGAAAGAGCAUAUAGAAUAAAAGAGUGGGAUGAUGAAAAUGACUUCUUACUUCAGCUUUGCAAAUCAACUGGCAAACUUCUGAAGGGUGGUGAGCCUGACCUGAUGACUGCUGCAAAGAUGGUUCUUCACGACUGGCAGAGGGGUAAAAUUCCUUUUUUUGUUCCUCCUCCACGGCUGGAUGACUUGUCUGAGGAACCUAAUGUUAAUGGCAUUACUGUGGAUGAUGCGGUUGAUGGCAAUGAGGCAUCUGCUGCUAUUAAAGCUAUCUCAGAUGUUCUUUCAUCGCAGCAGCAGAUAAGUGUACCUGUUCAAAGGGAUUUAUAUAGCGAGAAUGAGUUGAAGGGGGAAACUACUGAGCAACUUCCAAACACGGGGGAAAAUCUGUAUGAAGAUAGUCUGAACCCUGAUAGUGAUACAUCUGAGCAGGAUCCAGCUACUGAGAUUCCAUCUGAGCAGCUUUCUACUGAGCUAGUCCCAACCAGUGAGUUGUAAGUUUUGGUUGCCGGUAUAGCUGUAAAUUUUAUGUUGGUUUUAUUUCCAUCCUCUAAAAAGCUUUGAAGAGAACAAACUCCUUUUCCCUUUGCAUCGUUCAUGGUUGAGGCCAGUUCCAUGUUGGUACUUUCUUCCCCUGACAAAUGCACGUCAAAUGCAUCCAUUAUGCUCUCGGGAAUGUUGUUUUGAUUAUGUAAAUGAAGCUUCAGUGGAGGUCGUCGACUGAUCUUUGGGUUCAUGAGAGGGAUUUGCUGCUAUGGAGAUCAUAGGGACAUGCAAGAUGUUUUUGGUUAGUUGAGGAUCAGUUUUAGCGGCGUUACCUAUUGCAACAUGGUAGAAAUUUUGUUUUAUAUAAUUGUUAAUUUACCCUUCUAUGAUUCUUAAUUACAAACGAGGAUAUAUGCGAUAUUUUCUUGUUUAAUGCCAUUAUUUAGCCAUUCAUGUUAUGGGAGUUU
This is a messenger RNA of Abrus precatorius (Indian licorice), 2326 nucleotides long. RefSeq names its product nuclear/nucleolar GTPase 2. The transcript is spliced from 11 exons. NCBI's taxonomy places the organism in Eukaryota, Viridiplantae, Streptophyta, Magnoliopsida, Fabales, Fabaceae. The record is from RefSeq and is a predicted model, not a curated record. Gene Ontology annotation, cellular component: nucleolus. Gene Ontology annotation, molecular function: GTP binding. Bases 171 to 1871 code for a protein of 566 amino acids.